This is a messenger RNA of Panicum virgatum (switchgrass), 984 nucleotides long. RefSeq lists its product as uncharacterized. The transcript is spliced from 2 exons. The record is from RefSeq and is a predicted model, not a curated record. Gene Ontology annotation, molecular function: protein binding. Bases 164 to 769 code for a protein of 201 amino acids. NCBI's taxonomy places the organism in Eukaryota, Viridiplantae, Streptophyta, Magnoliopsida, Poales, Poaceae.
CCGUCGCUGUGGCGUUGGAUGCAGCUCAUUAAUGGCGGAACUCCCCCUCGAUCACGGCCUAUAAAUCCAUGGGUGCCCCCGAGCGGCAGAGCCCGGCAGCUUGUGUUGCGCGGGCCAUCCAUCACCAUUACUAGGUUGUAGAGGGAGCUUGCAGUCAAAGGACAUGGAGGUGCAGCCGGAGCUGUCGCUGGGGCCGGGGGCGCUGGGGAUGCCGGCCGGCUUCGCGGCCGCCAAGGGCUCGAGGAGCUCGUCCUCGGACUCGGACGGCAGCGCUGCCGUCGGGAGGAAGAGGAAGCACUUCGCCUGGGAGGAGGCCGUGUCCCAUGCCGGAGACCUGGAGCUCCAGCUCGGCGACCCACUGCCGAUGGACUGGGAGCAGUGCCUCGACCUGCAUUCCGGGAGGAUGUACUACCUGAACAGGAAGACCAUGAAGAAGAGCUGGGUGAGGCCGAGGUCCACCGAGGAGGAGCUGGGAGCCCUGAACCUGGAGCUCAACAUCUCCACGGCCCCGUCCGCCGUUGACGGCAAGGCGAGCCGCGUCGCCGCCGCGGACAACGCCAGGAGCAUGAGCAACUGCGGUAUCGCCUCCGGCGGCCACUUGGUGGCCGUGCCGUGCGCCAACUGCCACCUCCUCGUCAUGCUCUGCAAGGCCUCCCCGGCGUGCCCCAACUGCAAGUUCGUGCAGCCGUCGUCGGUGCCGCGGCGGGCGGCGCCUCCCCACCGGCUCGAUGCCGGCAAGCCGCUGGAGACCCUGAGCCUCCUGCACUAGCCUGCGCCGUGCAAGGAGGUGGCUAGCUGUAGGAAGGGGAGACGGCAAGUGAAAAGCGAAACUGAAACUUGGUUACUCAAUACUAGAUGGGGAAUGUGUGGGUAUAACUGUAACGGUACUGCACAUGCUACAAUGCUUCAAUGCAAGUGAGGCGAUCAAGUAGUAAUCAAUCAAGCGAAAAUCAUUUUCGAUCGACAUGACACAGAUUAAAAUGU